Molecule: messenger RNA, 321 nt
Organism: Chanos chanos (milkfish)
Lineage: Eukaryota; Metazoa; Chordata; Actinopteri; Gonorynchiformes; Chanidae
Product: C-type lectin domain family 4 member E-like
Exons: 3
Coding region: 1-321 (106 amino acids)
Source: RefSeq, a predicted model, not a curated record
AUGUACCCACCGGUGAGAAAACCCUCCAAACAUCUCAAACCACAGCAACACCAAGACCAAACCCAGGAGUUUAUCCAUAACCUGAGAAGAAGUGACAACACUUGGAUUGGUCUGACAGACAAAGACGAAGAGGGCGACUGGAAAUGGUUGGAUGGUACAGCACUGUCCAAUGGAUACUGGCUUAAGGGUCAGCCGGACAGUCAAACAGGAGACCAGGACUGUGCUUCCAUUGGCCAUAAAUCUGAUCCUUUGGAGAGCUGGAGAGAUCAGCAAUGCCUCCUGGAGCUGUAUCGGAUCUGUGAGAUGAGAACAGUCAACUGA